Temnothorax curvispinosus is the source of this 561-nucleotide messenger RNA. RefSeq names its product protein lethal(2)essential for life-like. The record is from RefSeq and is a predicted model, not a curated record. Gene Ontology annotation, biological process: protein refolding; response to heat. Lineage: Eukaryota; Metazoa; Arthropoda; Insecta; Hymenoptera; Formicidae. The transcript has a single exon. The coding region runs from base 1 to 561 and encodes 186 amino acids. Gene Ontology annotation, molecular function: protein folding chaperone.
AUGUAUCUCCUGCCGCUGAUGUUAUCGAAUCUCCAUCUGGGCCUGGACGCACCCGUCGGCUCGCUGAACCUAAAUCUCGGUAAACCGAGCUUUGUCCGAUCGAAAGACUUUACCUCUCGCGUUCCCGAUCGCUACUACCCGACCGCCAGUUUCGAGCGCGAAGUACUGGAUUUCGUCAGACCCUGGGCUGACCUCGGGGCGGACCUACUGAAAGCUGGGCUGAAAGUGCUGAACAAUAGGCAUCAGCAACAAUAUCACGUCCCCGAUCACGUGAUCAGGGACAGGAAUCACACGAACAUUGACGACAACGUCUUCAAGAUAACCCUACCUAUGAACCGUAUACAUGAGAUCAACGUCGAAGUGGUGGAUCGUUCGUUGGUCGUCGAGGCGUUCGAGCCGACGAAAGACAACGGCAACGUCUUUACCCGGCAGUUCGUCAGAAAAUAUAUGCUACCCAGUCGCGCUCAAGUGGACCAGAUAAAGGCCACGAAAGACGACGGCUUCCUGAUAGUCACGGUGCCGUUGAAGCCGAAGGAUGAGAGAGUGAUCAAGAUCGAGUAG